This is a messenger RNA of Cavia porcellus (domestic guinea pig), 659 nucleotides long. RefSeq names its product mitochondrial ribosomal protein L14 (gene Mrpl14). Gene Ontology annotation, cellular component: mitochondrion; ribosome. Lineage: Eukaryota; Metazoa; Chordata; Mammalia; Rodentia; Caviidae. Gene Ontology annotation, biological process: translation. The coding region runs from base 135 to 572 and encodes 145 amino acids. The record is from RefSeq and is a predicted model, not a curated record. Gene Ontology annotation, molecular function: structural constituent of ribosome. The transcript is spliced from 3 exons.
CGUCUUGAGGCCGCCCCUGGCGGGUGCGCGGCGGCAGCGAAGUGGUACGGGUUGUACGGGCACGGGGAGCGGGGCUUGGGGACCCAGUCUUCUUCUCUGUUUUCCCCUGCACCCGGGACUACGCUGUGGAAUCCAUGGCUGCCCCUCUUGCCCUGCGGGGCCCCUUGGCCUACGUCAGCAGAGCACUUGGCCAGCAUGCUUUCAGCACCAUGGGCAGCCUCGCUGCAAUCCAGAAGAUGACACGGGUGCGUGUGGUGGACAACAGUGCCCUGGGCAACACGCCUUACCACCGUCCUCCCCGGUGCAUCCACGUCUACAACAAGAACGGGGUGGGCAAGGUGGGCGACAGGAUCCUGUUGGCCAUCAAGGGGCAGAAGAAGAAGGCGCUCAUCGUGGGGCACCGCAUGCCUGGCCCCCAGAUGAGCCCCAGGUUCGACUCCAACAACGUGGUCCUCAUUGAGGACAAUGGCAACCCUGUGGGCACUCGGAUUAAAGUGCCAGUGCCCUCGAGCCUGCGCCGGAAGGAGGGCGAGUACUCCAAGGUGCUGGCGAUAGCACAGAACUUCGUGUGAACGUGCAGUUGCAGCUGCACACAGCUGUGUGGACAGUGCCCUCCAGAGGGGAAUGGUGUCCUCUGAGGGAAUAAACAUUGUUGUGCA